Molecule: messenger RNA, 1151 nt
Organism: Eremomyces bilateralis CBS 781.70
Lineage: Eukaryota; Fungi; Ascomycota; Dothideomycetes; Eremomycetales; Eremomycetaceae
Exons: 2
Coding region: 279-1151 (290 amino acids)
Source: RefSeq, a predicted model, not a curated record
CACUGUCGCAGUGCCAAUGCAAAUGCAUAUUUCGCCGUUUAAAUGCUGAAAAGUAUAUUGUCUGGGGCGAAGAUGUCCGUUAUAUCGCCAAAAGGCCAGGCUCGGCUCUGUAAGUUGAAGGUCGAAUUAGGAGUUCGCAUCCACCCAAUAGAGUAUAAGAUAGGCAUUCGAGGUUUGAAUUACCUUCGCAAAAAGUCGGCGGAAGGAAUGCUUCGCGAUUGUGACUGAAUGAAUCAUGAAUUCCAUAUCCGGCAGACUGAUAUUCACUCGCAACAACAAUGAAAGCAUUUUUAAGUCCUGCGAAGUAUAUAAAGAAGAGCCUUCGACAAAGACAAACUGAACGAUGUAUAAACUUCAGACAUAGUAAGAACUCAGAUAACACGAAAGACUUGAUGACCAAAAAUCAAGGAGAGAAUAUGUGCUACCAUCAGCUCUACAUCUUCAUGCACUGUGGUCAUGUCAUCCUCGAACCCGAACCCAUUCCACCACUUUGCCUUCGUGCCAGAGCCUUCGCAUCAUCACUGGGCACAGCAGUACCCAGCCUUACCGCCACAUUGCCAUCUCGUCUCACUCUAUCGCACCCUUCGCACCCUUCACAUGCCGCCCGGGCACGAAGCACAUACCACCGCCUCUUUCCAACUCCCUGUGAGCCGCGCACACAUCCCUUCCGCGCGAACAAGAUCGAGAGACUCUGCCUGUCAUGUGCGCGCGAAAAGAAUGAACGGCUUAAGGAGGUGGUAACGGAACAGGAGGUUCGAUUCGAGGAUUGGAAGUGGAGAGUUGCGUACAGGAGUCCUCGCGCAGAGGAGAAGGCGUGGGAGAGAUGGGGCGAUGCGGGGAGUGCAUGGGGCAAUGGAGGAGACAUUGGAGCUAUGAUGGGAAGCAUUGGGAGCGAAAUGGGCAUGCCCAAUAUUGGAGAGGUUUUCAGCAAUGUUUGGGGAACGGAUAGGAAUGGUGGAAGCUCGAGAAACUCCAUCAACUGGAUCCUUAUUGUUGUCAAGCUCUCAUACUCCAAAUCUUUGAGACUCAAUUCUAUAUUACUUGUAGCAAUUGGCUCGAGGGAGCAAGGAACAAUUCCUGGCCACCCGACGACUGCAUCUAAAGAGCUAUUCUCACUCCCAUCACCCAUCGAGUCAACCCCCGAAACCUAG